Molecule: messenger RNA, 3541 nt
Organism: Trichobilharzia szidati
Lineage: Eukaryota; Metazoa; Platyhelminthes; Trematoda; Strigeidida; Schistosomatidae
Source: the annotation of a GenBank genome assembly
AUCAACUAUACGUCAUGAGGCUUAUAGAUUAUUUAAACAACUGGAAUUAACAGCAUACUCGCAUACCUUCACUAAUUUACUACCUGGUGGAGAUAAACGUAAGCUGUCCGUUGCUAUUGCUUUGCUUGGUUCCCCACGUUUAAUCAUGCUAGAUGAACCAACCUCUGGUGUUGAUCCAUUUUCACGUCGUUGUAUAUGGCGUGCAUUGAUUGAGAAUAGAUCGAAUCGUGUGAUUGUGUUUAUUACACAUCAUAUGGAUGAAGCAGAUGUACUAGCUGAUCGAAAAGCAAUUGUUAUUGGAGGCAAAUUGAUUUGUUUUGGUACUUCGAAGUUUCUGAAGACUCAAUACAGACCUGGUUAUGUGCUUAGCUUAACUGUUAUUACUAAUCAGGAUAAUCUACAUCAGUUGAAAUCAUUUAUCCUAAAUAUUUCACCAGAAAUAAGUCUACUACAUGAAUACCGGGAUCAAAUACAAUUUUUUAUUCAACCAACAAUCAUCCAUAAUGUUAUGAAUGUAUUAUUCAAUAUUAAUACAGAAAAAGUAUUCAGAGAAUGUGAUGUCGUCGGUAUUGGUAUCUCUGUGACGUCAUUAGAAGAAAUAUUCUUGAAAAUUAGUGAAUGUCAUCCAGAUACACGAUUUGACGAAGGUGAAUUUGGUGAUCCACUUUCAAGUGGUAUUGAUAAACAAACAGAUCAUGAAGUGAAUAAGUCUUCAUUAUUAUCAGCAUCAGUAUCUGUAUCAGGAACAUCAUCAUCGUCAUCAUCAUCAUCACCACCGCCUACCUCUUCAUCUCCCUUCUCCAAAUCAUCACCCACCUCUUCGUCAUCAUCAUCGACAGCAUCUAUGGCUUUCAAUUCACUGAAUACCUCUUAUAUGUCGUUGAAAUUGAAACUUGCCAAUUUAUACAAUCAAUUAGUGAUAGGCUUUAGACAAUUUCGUCUAUUGCUACGUGUUCUGUUAAGUUUAACUAUUCUACCCACACCAUUAUUAUUAAUUCUCAGACUGUCUAUACCAGUGAUAAUAAUGGCUAUCUCGUUGUUGAUCUAUCAGAUAGAAACAUCAAAUGAUGAAAAGAGUAUUGAAACAUCACAUGGGUAUGUAACAAGAGAGAAUAUUACUCAGAGUAGAUUACACAUAUCGAUUGCUUAUCCAUUAGAAUCAGAUGGUCAUCCUUCAUCGAAAUGGGAUGAAUCACGCUUCCUGCAUGACUUAUUAUGCAUGAAACCACAAAUGGGUUAUCGUGAACCAUAUGUUAAAUUUCUACCAUUUAUUAAGUCUACAUCAUCUAGUGGAUUAAGUGUUGAUUCCACAGACACAUCACAAGAUUAUGAUCUAUACGGUUCAGUUCGAAUGGAUAUAGAUGAAUGGAAUGCUGAUAACUCGAAAGUCACUCUGAUUCUUGGUAAAAAGGAUUAUGACAAUGCAGCUCAAAUUAUUCUAUAUCAUUUUACUCUAUGGAAUUGUAUGCACUUACGUAAUCUCAAAGAACAAAAUAAAGAGAAUUCAUUGUUUCAUGAGAAUGGUGGAAAUGUUCCAUUAAUUGGUGAAUUUAUAUCAUGGCCAGAACAAUGGCCAGAAAUACAUCCACAGUUAUCAAUGGCUAGUGCAUGUAUUUAUCUGGUUUCAUGCAGUGUAGCUACAUGUGCUCUAAGUCCAUUAAUAGCUAGUGAUAUUGUACGUGAUAAAGAGCUUCAUAUACUUUCUCAAUUACAUUUAUAUGGAAUGAAACACUGGUCAUAUUGGGGUGCACAUUUCCUCACGCAUAUAUUACAGUAUCUACUAUUGGUUUGUUUUACUACAGUAUUCAUGUUCCCUUGCAAGAAUCAUAUAUUAUCAUAUUGGCAAAGUGGUCUAUUACAUAACUGGUUAAAUUUUUUAACUGCAAUCGAUAGUAUCAUUACAAUUUAUGUCGGGUGUUUAUUUAUCAAUCGACCAAGUGCUGCAACAGUAUUAUUUGGAUCAACAAUAUUAAUUGUUAUCUUCGUGAUGAUUAUCAUCUUUUUCACACCACUGGAAUAUUUAGCGACUGUCUACUGUUUGAUCAUAUUAGUAUUUCCUUUCGCCGACCCAUUUUUGGCUUUACUACUAACAGAAUUUAGAUUGAGAUGUGAGAAAGUAUUCUUGUUUGGGAAAUCUGAUGUCGACUAUAUCACAUCAUUAUCUCGUCUAUUACAGUAUGAGCAUAAUAAAGCUAGUCAAACUAUACAUUUAGUGCGAAUAUUCAUUUUCAGUGGUCUAUUUAUCGGAACAAAUGUUUACAUUCAUCAUAUUAGACCGCAUCAAAGAAAAGUGAAUUAUUAUAAAGUGCUUAAACAGUUGAGACCGUUAAGUGAAAUGAAGACAAAACACUUACCACCACUGGUACGAAAAGAAACUGAGAAAGUUCAUGAAUUUACAAGACAUCCAAAAUCUAGUAAUACAGUUGCAUUUGUAUACAAUUUAACAAAAAUUUAUUUAACCGGUGCAUUGUCAUACGUUCGUCGACUUCUUCUCCUGUUUAAUUCAAAAAAUAGACCUAUCCAACAUGCUAAAGUAGCUAUUGAAGGCGUUUCAUUUAUGGUUGGACAUGGCGAAAUGUUUGGUAUACUCGGUCCAAGUGGUGCUGGAAAAUCAACCUUACUCGAAUGUCUAUCAAGUAUAAUAAAUCAAACAUUCGGUGAAGUUGGUGUAAUUAAUCCAAAGAUUGGUAAACUUGUACCGAAUUCAGUUGCUGUUAAAAAUGGUCUAAUCGGUUUCUGUCCACAGUAUAAUCCAAUUUGGCCACAGUUAACAGUUAGAGAACAUUUUGUCAUUUAUUCUGUAAUGCGUAAUGUUAAUAAACGUAUAUUAAAACAACAUGUCAACUCCAUCUUGAUGUUAGUUGGCCUGGUUAAAUACAGUAAUACAAUUUCAGGAUCACUAUCUGGAGGAUGCAAACGUCGGGAGCACUUUGUUAAAGUGUAUCAAGGGAACAAACAGAGGUUGUAUUGUAUCGACACACGCUACUGAUGAAGCUGAAGCUGUCUGUGAUACUUUAGCCAUACUUGUCAAUGGAUGUACACUAUCUAUCGGUUCACCAUAUCUUACAAAAGGUACAUGUAGUAAAGGCUUGAUUGUUGAUGUGAAAAUGUCACGUGAUUAUAACUUACCACCAGCAAACGCCGAUGAUGAAGUGCAGCAUAAUAUGGAGGCAUUUAUUCGACGAAUACGUAUUAUGUGUAAAGAUAUAACAAUAAUUGAUCAAUUCGGUGAUCGUGUUUGCUUACAAAUUGAUUCACAUUUGGAACAACCAUUUAAGGCAACAUUAAAUAGAUUAUUAACAGCUCAUCAGUCUGGAUUAGUUGAAGAUUUUAAUUUAACUACACCAACUUUAGAACAGGCAUAUUUUGAAUUGGCUAAAGCUUAUUCUAAACAAAAGGCAACUAUCAAUUAAAUCUGAUUUAACUAUUACUGUUAUUAUUAUUAUUAUCAAAAACACAUCAAAACACAAAUGUAUCCUGAUUAUAUUGAUUUUUGAUCGUUCAAGUAGUAUAUAAAGUUAGUUGGUUGGUUGGUUAGUAA